This is a messenger RNA of Sodiomyces alkalinus F11, 900 nucleotides long. RefSeq names its product kinase-like protein. Lineage: Eukaryota; Fungi; Ascomycota; Sordariomycetes; Glomerellales; Plectosphaerellaceae. Gene Ontology annotation, biological process: regulation of mRNA processing; protein phosphorylation; spliceosomal complex assembly. Gene Ontology annotation, molecular function: protein kinase activity; ATP binding. The record is from RefSeq and is a predicted model, not a curated record. The transcript is spliced from 5 exons. The coding region runs from base 1 to 900 and encodes 299 amino acids.
AUGAAGUCCCUUCUUAAUGUAGUGAGAAACUCCUUUCGACGCGCUCCCUUCACGCCGCUACAGUUUCCGACGACAGGCUUUUCCGUCAUCAAGGAUCCCUUCAUCCUCGAAGAAGAACAAUUCCAUGAGUUCAAGGCCGGGAAGUACUACCCGGUAAACAUCGGGGAUGUCUUCGCUUCCCAAUACCAGGUUGUAGGGAAAAUGGGCUUUGGGACCACAUCUACUAUGUGGCUUGCCCGCAAUCUUCAGGAGCACACAUACGUGGCCCUGAAGAUUUUUAAGCGAGGAAUACAGCUACAUGAGUUCGAGAUAUACUCGCUGAUCGGGCAGGCCAAUCCUUCGCAUCCCGGCCACCGUCAUGUUCGGACGGCCGUCGACACCUUCGAGCUUCAAGGCACCGAAGGGAAUCACCACUGUCUCGUGCUGAAGCCAAUGUGGGAUAGCUGGAGAGACAUGCUCCGUCGAAAUCCCGCACAUCGAUUCAGCGAGGUGCUUUUGAAGGCAGGCUUAGCCCAGCUCUAUCCGGUGGAUAUCUGGAACGUGGGCGUCAUGAUUUGGGACCUCUUUGAAGGAAGACACCUAUUUUAUGGGGACGACCCCAAAAAGAACAAAUACACCACUCGGGCUCACCUCGCCGAGGUAGUCGCCAUGCUAGGCCCUCCACCUUUAGAUAUUGUCCAGAAAGGGAGACGGAGCAUGGAGUUCUUCACGGAAGACGGAAAAUGGAAGGCCGAUGUGGACAUUCCCCAAGAUACAUGCUUGGACAAUGCCGUGGCGCGUUAUGAAGGCGAGGAGAAGGAGAAGUUCCUCACAUUCGUUAGGGGGAUGCUUCAAUGGCGUCCCGAGGAUAGGAAGACAGCCGCGCAACUUCUCAAUGACCCCUGGCUUCAGAUCGAAUGA